Molecule: messenger RNA, 1216 nt
Organism: Eurytemora carolleeae
Lineage: Eukaryota; Metazoa; Arthropoda; Copepoda; Calanoida; Temoridae
Product: P17/29C-like protein DDB_G0287399
Exons: 2
Coding region: 55-999 (314 amino acids)
Source: RefSeq, a predicted model, not a curated record
UACAGUAAAGGUAUAAAACUGCAGGGAGAGGGAAAUAUUACAUCCAGUUUCAAAAUGAAGUAUUUCAUUACCACUCUCCUUUUGGCUUCAAUAGCUUUUGGCGCUUUGUUAGAUCGCUCUGGGGAGAGUGGGUCUAAUGAGAGUGCAUCGGAAGAAAGUGCAUCUGAGGAAAGCGAAUCUUCUGGUAGUGAAUCAUCUGAAAGCGGAUCAUCUGAAAGCGGAUCAUCUGAAAGCGGAUCAUCUGAAAGCGGAUCAUCUGAAAGCGGAUCAUCAGAGAGCGAAUCUUCUGAAAGUGAAUCUUCUGAAAGCAAUUCUUCUGAAAGCGGAUCUUCAGAAAGCGAAUCAUCUGAAGAUGAAGAUGAAGAUGCAAAAUCUUUUGAUUUUGAACCAAAAGCUCUGUCAAUAGAUGGGAAAACUCUUAAAAAUAUUUGUGUAGCUGGAUCCAACCUAGAAGAGAAGUUUAAUGACGCCAUGGAAACCUGCAUGGAUUCAUCCAGAGCAUCUACAAGAAAGAGACAAGGAAAGGGGAAGGGAAAGGGGAAAGGAAAAGGGAAAGGAAAGGGGAAAGGAAAGGGGACAAAUCAAAGCUGUCCAUCCUUUGACAAAAUCACAGAAAAGCUUCAAGACGAAUUUGAAGUUAUCGGCUGUAUCCUGCAAACCCUUGAAUGGGUUGAUGAAGACUAUGAGAUGGUAAAAGAAACCUUUGACAAUGAUAUUGCUUCCUUGAACGAAGAUCUGAAGGAGAAUCUUGAUGAAGAUGAAAUGGAAGAGUGUGUAGAAGAUGAGCUAGAGGAGAUGCUUGAGAGUCCUGAACACAAGGCAUUUGAGAAAUGCGCUGAAAAAUAUUCCGAAGAAGAAGUUGAACUUGUGAAUAAGAUUGUCGCUGGAGUUAGUGGAUUCAAAUGUUUUCAAAAAUCUUUUGACAAAGCAUGCAGAUCUUAUGUGGAUGACUCAUUUUUACAACCUCUUAUUGAGUCUCUUCUCAGCCUUAAUGCAUGAAAAUAACUUUUAGUCAACUCUGAUAUAUAACUUAUUUUUAUAAGUUUAUUGGUAAACUCUAUAGAAGCAUAAAUGUUACAUAUAUUUGAUAUUCAAUUUGGUUAAUUUUGUUUUAUUGAGAUGUCAACUUGAAGUGGAUAAAAAUGCAUGUUUUCAGAUGUAGCUAGAUUUUGUCAUAUCAUACGUUAAACUAAAAUAAAUUGCAAAGCUAAAUUUA